Solanum verrucosum is the source of this 549-nucleotide messenger RNA. RefSeq names its product protein SHOOT GRAVITROPISM 6-like. The transcript has 6 exons. The record is from RefSeq and is a predicted model, not a curated record. Gene Ontology annotation, cellular component: cytoplasm. Bases 1 to 549 code for a protein of 182 amino acids. NCBI's taxonomy places the organism in Eukaryota, Viridiplantae, Streptophyta, Magnoliopsida, Solanales, Solanaceae.
AUGGUGCAAGCACUUUGUCGGCAUGUAUCGGAUGAUUCUCCUACUGUUAGGCGCCUCUGUCUAAGAGGGUUUGUCCAGGUUCUCGAGUCCUCAUCCAGGGAAGCGGUUGAACCUGUUCUCCUGAACCUUCCUAUACGGCUUCAGAAUCUCCAAGAGUGCAUGAAUGAGAAGAUACGAGCCAAUGCUUAUGCUGCAUUUGGAGCACUGAGCACUUAUGGAACUGGGCCUCAACGAGACUCUUUUCUUGAGCAGGCUCAUGCUGCUUUCCCACGGAUUGUUUUACAUCUUCAUGAGGAUGAUCUUAGUGUGAGACAAGCUUGCCGAAACACUUUGAAACCCAUUGCUCCCUUGAUGGAAAUUGAUGGAAUAACUGUUGUUUUCAACACUCAUUGGUUUAGUUCGGACCAUCGAGGCGACUAUGAAGACUUUCUUCGAGAACUUGCAAGGCAAUUAACUCAAAAUCUUAAUGCCCGAGUAGAUAGGUACAUGGCAUCAAUAAUACAGAUUUUGGAUGCUGAAAUUUGCAAAAAGCCGAUGUUAAACAUGUAG